This is a messenger RNA of Moneuplotes crassus, 1786 nucleotides long. NCBI's taxonomy places the organism in Eukaryota, Ciliophora, Spirotrichea, Euplotida, Euplotidae. The record is from the annotation of a GenBank genome assembly.
CUCAAUCAUGGAUAUUACAACACUGAAUUUUGAUGAGGAAAAGGAAGAAAUCAAAAAUGUGAUUAAGUCCUGAGAUUUCAUAGCAAUGGAUACUGAGUUCACAGGCCUUGAUAUAGGAGAAAAAGCCAAGAGAAAUGAAACUGAUAGUUCAAAGAAGUUAUAUAAGAAGCAUAAGUUUGUAUGUGAAAGAUUCCAAGCCAUCCAAAUCGGUCUGUGCAUCUUCAUCUGGGACAAAGAGUCCAAAGGGUAUGUGAGCUAUCCAUAUAAUUUCUAUGUGCUUCCAACUUCGCAGCUAGAGGAUCAAAGCACCCCUAUGAAAUUCGACGCUGAGACUUGUGGAUUCCUUCAGAAAUAUAAGUUCAAUUGGGACUUGCUAUUUAAAUAUGGAAUUUCUUAUAAGCAAAAAUCAAAGAGAGAUGAGAUAAGUGAAAAAUUAGGUUAUGCAGUCCGUGAUGGAUUUGUCUCGGCAAGAUCAGGUAGCUUCAUGUCUAAAAGAGGAGCUAAAGCAUUGAAAAAGUAUUGUUCAGAUGUACAUGAUUUCUGCUUUGAUACUAAUAGAACAGAACUGAGGAUCAAAGAACCAAGUGUUUUAAUCCAGAAAGAGCUACGAAAGAAGAUCUUCAGACAAUUAAACUCAAAAGGAUGCUUAGAUAUCUCCAAAAAUUCAGAGAAUCCAGAUGAACUUGUGAUUUCAAAGAACUCGAAUUUCAAGCCUGAUAACUUCUGCUGUAUAAAUUCAGAUGACUCAGAGGAAGAUACAGCCACUAGUAAUGUUCAGAACACUGAAUUAUACGAUCAGGCUGAAAAAGCCCAGAAGAAGAUGAAUAGAAUAAAGCAGAAAGAGACUGCAGAGAAGGAGCGAACCCUUUUCUGUAAGGAAUAUGGCUUCACUGAAAUCAUUGAAACUAUGACUGAAUCUAAGAAACCUAUUAUUGGUCAUAAUUGCUUCUUUGAUAUGGUGUAUCUAUUCAGGCAAUUUAUAGCCCCUCUUCCUGACAACUUUGUUGAAUUCAAAACCCAAUGGAGGAAAGAAUUCCCAGAGACCUAUGACACUAAGCAUCUUAGCCAUGCUUUGGGUGCCUUUUCAGAGUCUGGGCUUGGAAGAGUAUACCAAGAGUGUGCUAAUUUACCGAAGUUCAAAAAUAUCUUGAGGAUCAAAAUUCAGGAUCGCUUCGAACGCUAUAAGACAGAAACAAAGUGUCAUGAAGCAGGAUAUGAUGCCUAUAUGACAGGAUUCGCCUUCGCUGUUAUGUGAAAAUACAGAGAGAUUCAGGCAGAAUUUGACCUUGAGAAAACUGAACUAGGAGGCAUUGAUCUGGAUAUCAAUGCUGAAAAUACUGAUGAUGGUGAAGGAGACGAGAAACUUCGAACAAGCAUAAUAAAGCAAAGAAGAAAUGAACCAAUCAAUACAAAAUUUUUAGAACCUUAUAAUCUUAAGGUGGCCAAGUUCCAAAGUGGCAGUAAAGUUUACUAUCUUGGUGAAGGAGAGAUAAAAGACGAUAAAGGUAUUAAAUCAUCAAAGAAAAAGAAAGAACAAGCAGAGAAAUUAGGAAAAAAUGCUUCAUUCGAUAAACUAAAAACCCACCUUGACCAAACCAAAGACAUCCAAAUCAAAGGGAAAACCGCCUCCGGAGUCUGCGUCCAAAUCAAACACAUCCCUUCCGGCCACUGGACCUCCCUCUCCUCCUUCAUCACCCACAUAAACACCACCCCACACCUCUCCUCCAAAGCCACCCUUUAUUCCUCCCAACUAACCCCUAAUUCCUAAUAUUCCUUAACCCCAAAA